Molecule: messenger RNA, 294 nt
Organism: Cordyceps militaris CM01
Lineage: Eukaryota; Fungi; Ascomycota; Sordariomycetes; Hypocreales; Cordycipitaceae
Exons: 3
Coding region: 1-294 (97 amino acids)
Source: RefSeq, a predicted model, not a curated record
AUGAGCGCCACUGACAACAUACCAGUCCAUGAGAAUUCGUACCAAUCACGAAGAGCACCAAGUUAUCACCACCUCGACACCACCAUCCUCUCUCUAUUCGUGCACACGUCUACGUACAUGGCAGAGUCAGUGCCCGGUGGAUCUGUGCUACACUUGGGAAGGGCUAUUUUACCGGUACGUCGAGGGUUGACCAAGCCCCCCUGCUCAAGGUCAUUUUCACCAUUAUCUCCGCCCAGGUACGGAGACUGGCCUAUCGUCUAUGUACCAGUGAUUCCUAUUAUAGUGACCUUUUGA